AUGGUUGUUCGAAGUAAAACUAAUUCCUUAAAAUCAAAACCUCUUAUAACAUCUCGACAUUCUCUUUCUCCUGAUCCCUCGCACAUUCCAGAACCAGCAACAUAUCAUCAAGCCUCCAAAUAUCCUGAAUGCAAUCAUGCUAUGCAGGCAGAAUUUUUAGCCCUUAUGCGAAAUAAAACUUGGACAUUGGUUCCACCACCGCUUAAUUCUAACAUUGUUGGUUGUAAAUGGGUCUACAGGGUUAAGAGGAAAGUUGAUGGAUCUAUUGAACGUCACAAAGCUCGUCUUGUGGCAAAAUAUUUUCACCAAGAAGAGGGUGUUGAUUACUUUGAUACUUUCAGUCCCGUUGUUAAGCCUAUAACUAUUCGGCUUGUUUUGUCUUUAGCUGUGACAAAUAAGCACAUUCGUGACUUACUUCGUCGAACUAACAUGGCUGAUGCAAAGCCUAUCUCUAGUUCGGCUGAAUCUGGAUCAAGACUUACUCUUUCUGGUGAUACUUGUUUAUACCGUUCUAUUGUUGGUGCACUUUAA
Capsicum annuum is the source of this 531-nucleotide messenger RNA. RefSeq lists its product as uncharacterized. The record is from RefSeq and is a predicted model, not a curated record. Bases 1 to 531 code for a protein of 176 amino acids. NCBI's taxonomy places the organism in Eukaryota, Viridiplantae, Streptophyta, Magnoliopsida, Solanales, Solanaceae. The transcript is spliced from 2 exons.